Molecule: messenger RNA, 1724 nt
Organism: Manihot esculenta (cassava)
Lineage: Eukaryota; Viridiplantae; Streptophyta; Magnoliopsida; Malpighiales; Euphorbiaceae
Exons: 3
Coding region: 252-1445 (397 amino acids)
Source: RefSeq, a predicted model, not a curated record
GAGAUUUUUCUUUAACUUUCUUUAAAAAAAUCUAAUUAAUGUUUUUUAUUAAUAUUAUUAUUGAAUGCAUUGGGGUCUACAAAAGUUGUUAAGUAGGGCCCCUAGUCCAAAAGCCCAACUGACAUAUUCCACAUAUACUUUGGGGCCCAUCUAUUGAAAAUACCAAACUGUGUUCCAAGUCAUAGAAAAUCAGAAAGUUUGAACAUGAUCAUGAACCGAAGCGUAAAGUGGUUGCCUGCCUCUUCACAUCCAUGGCAAAACGUCGACGUGCCAACCACAACCAAUGGGCCCUUUACGAACCUUUCAAAACUUCCUUUACACUUAACCAAAGCCCACCACCUUUUCCUCCUCCGCUCACUUCUUACUCCUCCUCCACUACGUUACGCAUAACCAUGUCUCUUCUACUACGCUCCGGCAGUGAAUUGCACCUCACUGCGCCACCUCCAUCUCCCAUCCCCACCGGAAAAGGAUCUCGCUGUGCUGCCAAUGAGAUCUUAUGCGAUUACCUUGGCAAGUCCUUAAAUGUCCCUGAACUUUCCCUCCCUGACCCUCAGCUUCCGCUCAAUGACGAAGCUCAUCAGAUUCCAGCAGAAAUCGAUUACCGAUCCUUGGAAUUGAAUGAUUGUGAAACUAUUGAUCGCCUUUUGAGGUCGGCCAGGGAAUUUGGUGCUUUCAUGAUAACCUGCCACGAGAUUUGUGCUGAGAAGUUGCAAUCGUUGGCCAAUGAAGCCGAUCGAGUUUUUGGAGAUUUAGAACAGGAAGAUUUGGGAUUUCGAGGGAAGUCUUUUGAGCGCAUCAAUAACAAGGAGCGGAUUGCGUGGGCUCGUUCCGGGAAGGGAAGAAUCAAAUACGAGCCAGAGUACUUCGUGCCCGAAAGAUGUCGGGAUUUUAGUGAAAAGAUGGAGAAUAUUGCUAUCAAACUUGAUUAUAUUGCUGAGCUAUUGGGUAAAGUUUUCGUUGAAAACAUCGCUAGAACACAAUUUGGAAAAAGAAUCCAAGGGAAAGAGUCUGCCCUCAGCUUAUGUAGAUACGACCACAAUGAUAAUUAUAUGAAACAAAAUCCAUCUUCCCCGAAUGAGAGGAACAGCAAAACUUGUGACUUUACUUUCUGCCUUCACCUUCCUGCAACACCAUCUCGAUUUCUUCUCCCGUCAGCACAAGGCCGUUUGUCUUUAGAUGCAGGGCCAGACACCAUCCUUGUCGUUGUAGGACACCGUAUUGAGGACUGGAGCAUGGGGGAUUUCAUAUGUGCCUGUGAGGAAGUAGCCUGUGUGCCUCGCUUCCAAGGAAGCCAACCUCCUCUCUUUAUAGAGCUCAAGUGCUUUUCUUUAAAUUUUGAUCCUAAUUCCGGCAAAAAUUGUAAAACAAUCUCAAUUAGGGAUCAAAUUCUGUUUGUGCUAUUUAUUGCUUUCUUAUACAGAAGUUUUACUUUUCUAUUUUCAUGACUUGCAAGAGUAGAAGCACGUUCAGAGCAGCAUAGUCAGCUGAUAACUCUUUUUUUACACAAGUAUGUACAGUUUGGAGAGUAUGGUUUGCAUGAGUGUAAGUUUGUUGUGAGGAAAUAUUACAUACACAAGUUAAGCUAUAGUUUGCAAAAAUAAAACCUUAAAAAAAAAAAGAGCUUGUAAUAAUCUUUGGAGAAAUGAGCAUAUGCUCACUCUCAUACAUUCAAUUGUAUUGUACAAAUCUUAUAUAUGAAUGAAUAUAUAUAGUUUCUUUCUUAA